AUGAUUCGACUACCGGUAACGAAAAGAAAAAUUUUUCAUGCUCCUGGUUUUCGUUUUAAUUCUUCAAGCAGUUUUAUAAGGAAUAGUUUUAUAGAGUACUUUGUUAAGAAUCACGGGCAUAAACAAGUCAAAUCUAGUUCUGUAGUCCCUCUUUAUGACCCUACUGUUCCAUUCGUGAAUGCAGGAAUGAAUCAGUUCAAAGGUGUACUUCUAGGGAAAGUGGUGCCUCCAUAUGCCAGAGUGGUAAACUCACAGAAAUGUGUGAGGGUGGGUGGCAAGCACAAUGAUCUGGAUGUAGUAGGCACUGAUGGAUACCAUCACACAUUCUUUGAAAUGCUUGGCUCCUGGUCUUUUGGUGAUUAUUACAAGAAAGAAGCAUGUAAAAUGGCAUGGGACUUACUUUUAGGUCCUUACCGGCUGAAACCUGAAAAUCUAGUGGUUACAUACUUCCAAGGAUGUGCUGCUAUAGGUUUGGUAGAAGAUAAGGAAUGCAGAGAUAUCUGGAAGGCUAUUGGUGUACCAGAAAGCAGACUCAAGUCUCUUGGAGCGAAAGAAAACUUCUGGGAAAUGGGAGUGAGUGGCCCGUGCGGUCCUUGCACUGAAAUCCAUUACAUCAAUCCAGACGGUUCCCUCACAGAAAUAUGGAACCUUGUUUUUAUUAAUUUUAUAAGAGAAGAAGAUGGACGAGUGAAGGGUAUGGGACGUUCCAACAUCGAUACUGGUAUGGGCUUGGAGCGCAUGGCGAAGAUACUGCAAGGUGUGCCAUCCAACUAUGACACGGAUUUGUUCAAGCCCAUCAUCACGGCUAUAGAGAAGAACAGUAAAGGAGUGGCCUCAUACGGUGGCAGCUUUGAUAACUCGUCCGAGCUAGACUGCGCGUACCGACGCCUCGCCGACCACGCCAGGAUGAUCAGCGUGUGUCUGGCCGAUGGAGUGUUUCCUGCCUCCAGCUUGAACUUAAAGCAGAUUAUGCGAAAGUCCUUCAAGAUAUCCACUGACGUUUUCCGAAAUCCCCGAUUGCUAAGUAUUUUGUACAACCAGGUCGCUGAGACCCUAGGGUCGACAUAUCCUGAAUUGGUCGCUAAGGAGGCUGAAGCUAAACUUAUCAUUGAACACGAGGAACAGGCGUAUGCUAAGAUGAAGGCUGGCCUUACGAAGAAGAUGAAAGAGCUGGUGCAGAAGUACCCUGAAGUGGAGGCGUUGAACGAUGUUGAACUGCCCAGUUUUACGUUAGGAUAUAGUGAGUUUAAAGAUGCAAUGUCAAAACACCCCACAAACCUAAUACCUGGCCAACUAGUCUUCAAACUAUAUGACACACACGGCUUUCAAGAAGAUCUCCUAAAACGAAUUGCAGACUUAAACAAAAUGAAAAUUGACCAAAAAGGUUUCUGGGAACUUCUGACCAAACACAAGAGCAGGCAUAAGACCGCUUACAAAGAACAAAUCAACAAUAAAUCAUAUCAAUUUGCCCAAAACAUUGCAGUAUUAAAAGAAAAAGGUUACAAGUCUACAAAUGAUAGUCCCAAAUAUGAAUAUGAACUUAUCAACAAUCAAGUAGAAUUCAAGCCUCUAAAAACAAAAUUAAUAGGUAUUCUCAACGAAGAUUUGACCUUUAUAGAUAUGCUGGAUCCAUGUGAAAAUCGACCUUAUUACUUGGUCACACAAGACACAAAUUUCUAUUGCGAAGAGGGUGGGCAGAGUGCAGACGAUGGAAUGAUUUACAUCAACGAUAAUGUGGCGUUACAAGUGGAUAGUGUGUUUAAAAUUCAAGGAUUCGUGUUCCAUAAGGGUUAUUUUGCUAUAGGUAGGGGUACACGGUUCGUGAAGUGCAAUAAUGUUGUAGAGUUAGAAAUGAACACAGAGAGAAGACUGAAAUUGAUGAAGAAUCAUACAGCUGUUCAUUUGUUGAAUGCGGCCAUGAAGAGGGUGUUACCGAAUAGUGUAGUGUGCCCGAUUGGGUCCAGUGUUACAGAGAAUGGACUGAGUUUGAGUCUGGUGGUUUACGGAGAGAAGUUGUCACAUGGGAAGAUAUUGGAAGCACAGAAUCUUAUUAGGAAGUCAAUUCAAAGCAAUGCUCCCGUAACAACUCGCAUAGUGGACAGUGUGGAGUUAUCAAAAGAAGACUCGGUGGUGACAAUACCUGGUGAAAUAUACCCGGAGGUUGGGUUGAGACUAGUCACAGCUGGUUCACCAUUAUUAUCCAAGGAGCUGUGCUGCGGCACGCACGUGCCCGCCGCGGGCCUCAUCGAGGAGCUGAGCAUCGUCGCGGUCAAGGGAGCCGGCUCGCACACACCUACCAUAUACGCACUUACUGGCGAGGAUGUUUUGAAGGCCCGCGAACUAUUCUGCCGAGCGCAAAAACUUGAACAAGUGAUAGAACUUGUUGAUCCAGAGAGAAGAAAGGAGGAAGUAGCAAAUAUAAAGAGCAGCCUCACAGAGCUGUGUGGGAGUAAAGGUGCCCCUUAUGGGGAAUACGCAGAGUGUCUGAAGCUGAUGGACACGUUUCAGAAAAGAGAGCUUAAUAACAAUGACAUGGCGCUACAUACAAUAGCUGUCACAGAAGUCAAUGACGCAGUGUCCGAGGCGGUCCAGUCAGGUCGCAAGUUCGCUGUCCACUUCCUGCGAUGUUCGUACCUGAUGCAGAGCACCGGAGUGCAGAAAGUGCUGGAGACUCAGCACGCCUUACCCACGCUGGUGCUGGGGUGCGCUGGAGGGGUGAUAGUCGCUGGAGCUACUGUUCCACCUGAUAUGACGUCGGAAGUGUUCUCAGCGAAGAGUUGGCUGAGUUGUAUCGUGCCAGUGUUCCAAGCUGACCUGAUGCCCCCUCGCCAAGAUAUGUCACCGACCACCUAUUCCGAGAUGACAGCCACCAAAGUAUCACUUAUAAACUGUGAGCAGCUCGUCCAGGACGCCAUGCGCAUCGCUAUCAAAUUUGCGCAGUCUCACAUAAAGGAGAAAAGCCGACACCAUCCAGAAACUAAGAAUGUUCAAGUUAACCCAUAG
Arctia plantaginis is the source of this 3003-nucleotide messenger RNA. The record is from the annotation of a GenBank genome assembly. Lineage: Eukaryota; Metazoa; Arthropoda; Insecta; Lepidoptera; Erebidae.